UUAUCCAGCUCAGUGGGCUGUCCUUGAGCGACAAUCUCUGUGCCAGUGACCGUCAGUGCGGAUUGUUUGUUGUCAUCAAGAUGGAGUUUUUAUUAGGGAAUCCGUAUAGCACUCCGGUUGGGCAAUGCACAGAAAAGGCUACUGAUGGCUCCCUUCAGAGUGAAGACUGGGCCCUUAAUAUGGAGAUAUGUGAUAUAAUUAAUGAGACAGAGGAAGGACCAAAGGAUGCUAUAAGGGCUCUGAGGAAGAGACUGAAUGGAAACAGAAAUUACAGAGAAGUGAUGCUUGGCCUAACAGUCCUGGAGACAUGUGUUAAAAAUUGCGGCCAUCGUUUUCACGUUCUUGUAGCCAGUCGGGAUUUCAUUGACGGAGUCCUGGUAAAAAUAAUCUCUCCCAAAAAUAACCCUCCAACUAUUGUGCAGGACAAAGUGCUUGCCAUGAUUCAGGCUUGGGCUGAUGCCUUCAGAAGUAGUCCAGACCUGACCGGAGUCGUCCAUAUUUAUGAGGAGCUGAAGAGGAAAGGGAUUGAGUUUCCCAUGGCAGACUUGGAUGCACUUUCUCCAAUACACACACCACAGAGGUUAUGCGCUUUGCAGAGUGUGCCGGAGGUGGAUCCUGCCACAAAUAUGCACAAAGCCCAGUCCCAGCAAGGAAUAAACAACAGUGCCCCCUCCUUCACUGCCCCGCUGCCACCCACCUACGCAGCAACACAGGUGCUCGCCCUGCAAGUGACUGGACCUAUCAAUGCAAACUCAGAACAGAUUGCCAGGCUGCGCAGUGAGCUAGAUAUCGUCCGUGGCAACACCAAGGUGAUGUCAGAAAUGCUGACGGAGAUGGUGCCAGGCCAGGAAGAACCUUCAGACCUUGAACUCCUACAGGAACUAAACCGAACAUGUCGAGCGAUGCAGCAAAGGAUUGUGGAGCUCAUCUCACGAGUGUCCAAUGAGGAGGUGACGGGGGAGCUGCUGCAUGUUAACGAUGACCUCAACAAUGUCUUCCUCAGAUACGAGAGGUUUGAAAGAUACAGAUCUGGACGAGCUGCCCAGAAUACUAAUAAUGGGGUACUAAGUGAAGUUACAGAUGAUAACUUGAUAGAUUUAGGCCCAGGAUCCCCUGCUGUGGUUAGCCCAACGUUAGGAAGCACUGCGCCGGCUACUCUGUCUACACAGCUGGCUGGACUAGGCCUGGGUAAAGACAGUGUCAGCGGGACCCUGAGCUCACUGCCGAGCUGCAAUCCUCAAGAUGAUUUUGACAUGUUUGCUCAGACGAGAAGCAGCUCUUUGGCUGAUCAACGCAAAAAUGUGAAGUAUGAGGAUCCUCAAGCACUGGUAGGACUGGCUUCUGCGCUUGAUGUCCGACAACAGAACUCGGAAGGGCUGAGAAUUAAAGGUGGUAACCCAGACAUGGAGCCAAUAGACAGCUGGCUUAUUACCCAAGGAAUGAUUCCUGUUGCACAGUCCUCUGUCAUGGAUGACAUUGAGGAGUGGCUCUGUACCGACGUGAAAGGAGAUGAAGCAGAGGAAGGAGUGACUAGUGAAGAAUUUGAAAAGUUUUUAGAAGAGAGAGCCAAAGCAGCAGAGGUGAUCCCCUGCUUGCCGUCACCCCCUGCUGGUGAACCCGUGCCGGCUGCCAGUGUAACCAGCAGCAGCAGCCGCAAGAAGGCAGAGGGCUCUGAGGACGCCCUCUUCGCUCUGUAAUCUGCCUCUGCAUCCCUCACCUUCCCCCUGUGUCCGGGGCAGAGCGCUGCUGUUCAGAAAUACCACUACUGCUGCUGCUGCUGCUGCUGAGUCCUAGUGUUACCUCUCCAGCCAUGCUCCCUGCGCACACCUCCCCUCCUUCUCUCUCUCUCUCUCUCUCUCUCUCUCUCUCUCUCUCCUAACAUUUCCUUUGCAAGCAAUCUAACAUGGCUGUUAUACCUUUAAAUCAAAAAUCCAUAUCUAGGUGUAAAAUAAGAACAGAUUAACUACUGUACAUCCUCUUUGCAGUCCACCUUUUUCACAUUGUAAUUAACUCAGAAUAAUUACUGAAGAAUUUUAACAGGGACUAUAUAUUUUUUGAAGAUAUAUUAAUACGUCCUGGCUGUGCACAGACCUUAAAGUUUGUAUAUGAUCUUUAUUUUUUAGCUAUAUUUAACACACUUUUUCUGUUCUAUAACCCAUUCAACCAUAGAUAUUUUUGUUUGCAUUAAUAUUAUUUGAUAUUUUGGAUUGGGAAAAAAAUGAUGUUGAAAUAUGGUGAGGGUAAAGGAGGUUUCGAGGCACUGGGUGGUAAUGUGUACAGUGUACAGUUUGUUGGUAUCUAAGUUAUCUUUAUUUGGUUGAGCUUUUUCAUAAAGAAACGUCUGCAACUUCUCAUGGUUUCCAGGAACAGACAAGCAGCAAAAUGGGUUAUUCUGUUUCCCUCUCUCGUUUCAAUUAGCUUUGGGAUAUUGCUCUAAUAACCGGUUGAUGAACAGUGCUUUAUGGCUAAUUGAAAAUGUCGCUGCAGUACUUCAGAGCACUUUUAAAAUCUAUUAGCUAACAAUUUUGCAGUGUCAUAUUAGACUUAACAUGCAAGGCUGAAAGCCAAAUUCUGUCUGCCGGAUGUUUUUUUCUUCCCACAGGGAGCUGCAUGUAAAUGAAGUCAGUGAACGAAGAAAAAAAAAAAAAAAAGAAGUUAAUCAUAGUCUCGUAGUGUGAGCGGAUUUAGAUUCAUCCAUUAAAAUCAGGCAAUUGGUGAAAGCAAAAGGGCUGAGGACUAAUACAGGGCUGACGUUUGCAGAGUUGAGUUUGUUUCUGUAAAGUUCUGUCCUCAUUAAAUAUUUCCCUCCACACCGUUGCUCAUAAUAUUUCUGAAACAUGCGAAGUACACAGAAUCAGUUCAGUUUUUCCAAUGAAAUGUUUGAAAAUGCCUAUUCUCACCAUUUUCAUACUUUUAAAUACACUAAUUUAAAUAGACUAAUUUUAAAUGGGUUCUCAGAUUGCAACAUAGCCAAUAGAGGCAAAUUAUUUCCAAGUUACCAGACAGAUCCCACAAGGCUUAUUACCUGUGUAUUUGUAAGUUGAACUGCAGAGGGGGUUGUCUGUUUUAUCCCUAUCCAAGAUCACCUUGCCUGUGAUUUGCUUGAAAUGCUUUAGAUUUCUGUGGUACUCUUAUUCGAUAUCCGUUUUUACUCGCUACCACUUAAUACCGGAUGUAUCCAAGAGGAUUUCUAUCUAAUAAUACUGUUUUUUGCUGAGUUCAUGAGAAAAGGAAGAAGUUAUCUCAUAUUAUAUAGCCAGUAGCUUUUCCAACACCUUAAACAGGUUACACAGGAAGAAUCUGCUCUUAACAAAGAUUAUUAAUACAUGAAAGUUGUACCCCAGUUACUGAGGUACAUUUCCAGCAAUGGGAUCUCAUUUAGCUUGCAAACUGAUGCAUUCUUAUACUCCGUUAUUGAAGUGUGACUUUUACAAAGUGGGACUGGCGUGUUCACAUUCCUUUUUGUACACUAUGCCCAGCUAUUAUAAGGAACACAUGUACCUGCAAAAUACUUUACCAAUAUACAGCAUUAAGUACCUUGUUAAUGUUUUACAAAUAAGGUCUUUCUAUGUUUUCUUUGAAAUAUCCUAACCCUCUAACAGACACUCAGAAUUCAGACUGGGUCAUAAAAAAUGACUACUCCAGGGAAAUUUAAAGGGAUUGCAAAUUUGGGAUUAUGAACUAUGUUCAAAGGAUCUUUUUAACCUGUGUAUAGUUGUACAUAACUCUAACUGCAAAAUUGGUUGACAAAAUGUUCUUUUACUCAGUAAGUGCAGAGAUCAGCAUUUAAUCAUACAAAACACUAAGAAAGUAUUGUAUCCAUACUUUCACACAAACACAAACCAAGAGAAUUGAAGGCAUUGACAAGUACAAUACUGUGCUGUAGAUUCCAUAUCUAGAAGUUGUGCUCUUUGGUGGCUAAAGCUAAUUUUCUUGAUAUAUGAAAAGAUUGUAAAAUUAUAAUCUCAUCAAAUAGUAUUGGAUAUUUUCUAAUAAGUACAUGUGGAUAGAGCAUAAACAAGACGCUUUAAAAAGGGUCAAUUCCAAAUAGAGGAGACCCUAAUUCACUAUUGUUCUGGCUUGUGUGAAGUUAUGGUUUUACUUUUGUCACUCAUAGACCCUCUGCUCUGGGACACUAACUCAAAUUGCAUUCAAACUAAACAGAUCGACUAGGAUGAAAAUUUUACAGCUUGUUGUAUUAAGCCAUUUUAAUUUACUGUAAAAAAAUAUAUAUCUUGUAAACGUUGUGAAUAAAAUUUCAAAUCUCACAUAUUUUAACAUAUUGCAGGUUUAGAGGAGUAGUUAAUGCAUAUAUUUUAUUAAAAUGAGGCUUAGAGAUGAUUAACAGUCCUGUGGUUUUGUUACUGUGCUGUCAUUUUGUUUGUGAAUGUCUGUUUUUUUUUUUUGUUGGGAGCUACCAUAGGGAGUUCACACUGAAUUUCAUAGCUUGUUUAUUCAACUAAAAUUUAGGAUCUAAAGACACGAUACUAAAUUCUUCAGCUAAAGUGGAUAGAUAGAUGCGUUACAGAAAAGCGGCCCCAAAUUUGUUUUCAGUCUAUCAGUGAGUAAUUUACAUGUAGUGUGCCUAAACUAGACUGCAAGUCAUUUAAAAUGUCACAGGUUUUAUAAAUGUAAUACUAUUUAGUUUCCCUAAAAGCACUUUUCCCCUCUGUGAUACCAUACUUUUAUUGAGAUCAAUAUGGCAUUUGUUGAAUAACUAAAGCAUGUUUGUAACAAAAUGUUUAUCUCAUAAACUAAAUUAGUGCGUUGAUUUCUGAGGUCAAGUCAUUACACUGUCAAAAGGUACUUCAUUAUAACAUUCUGUUGCCCUCAUUUAAGCUGAUCUGUUAGAGUUUUAGAAAUCUUUUACUUUCAGUGAGGUUAAGUUAUUGUUUUAUUGAUCUUUUUUGACAACAACAUUAGGAAAAAUAAAAUAAAAAUAAAAGAAAAAUACACAGGUUUAUCGUUGGUGAAUGUGUAUUAUGUUACUUUUUUGUGUGCACUGGUUGUUUCAAAUGAAACUUUGUUGCCAUGUUUACUUCGUUAAAUUUAAUUUCAAUUUUUUGUAAAGAGAUCUUAAGCUUUACACACUUAUGUUUAAGUAAUAUAGAGCUUGUACUGAACCAGACUGAUUGAUCGGAACAAUGGUAGCCAAAGAAAUGCACAACAUAAUUUCAUAUAUAAACUAAAGCAAGUGUCAUUUGUAGACAUCUCUUGUAAAUUUUAAGUUUACACAUUCAGACUAUGACUCAAGUGUUUUCCGGUCCAGUUCAAUUCAAUGUUAAACGCAUCUAAUUUAGCAGUAAUAUAUCUGUGUAAUCGAUUAACUCUUUGUAUAUUGGAUGUAAGGGUUUCAGAGCAGGGGCUUAUAUUUAUUGGGUUGUAAAGACUCUGGGAAAUGGUUUAAAGAGAAAGUGUGUAAAGUUAUUCAUACUUCAGCUGGGACAAAGCCAGCGCUUGUGUGUCAUAAUGAUACCCAUGUAUUUGUAAUAACACUGUUACAGAUAUUAAGCUCUGUACUAUACGACUGUUGCAUGUAUUAAAUUACAAUAAAACACCACCAGUGUGACCUGUA
Molecule: messenger RNA, 5575 nt
Organism: Acipenser ruthenus (sterlet)
Lineage: Eukaryota; Metazoa; Chordata; Actinopteri; Acipenseriformes; Acipenseridae
Product: TOM1-like protein 2
Exons: 16
Coding region: 81-1697 (538 amino acids)
Biological process (GO): signal transduction
Cellular component (GO): membrane; endosome
Molecular function (GO): ubiquitin binding; phosphatidylinositol binding; clathrin binding
Source: RefSeq, a predicted model, not a curated record